Messenger RNA from Mercenaria mercenaria, 5560 nucleotides. RefSeq lists its product as uncharacterized. The record is from RefSeq and is a predicted model, not a curated record. The coding region runs from base 2195 to 3070 and encodes 291 amino acids. The transcript has 5 exons. NCBI's taxonomy places the organism in Eukaryota, Metazoa, Mollusca, Bivalvia, Venerida, Veneridae.
UAAUCAGACGAUAAACAACUCGAAGGCCUAGAUUAUUUGUUAAUUAUAUUCGGUGUUAAACAGUCUUAUAUACUAUCAUUGUUAGCAUAUACAUAGUCAAAGAAGGAUUCAUCACGACAGUAAAUAACACAUUUUACAUUGAACUUACAUCUUUGUUAAAUAUACCAUAAUAAUUCUAUAACUAUGGCAAGAAAAAAUCUCUUAUCAUUCAAUGGUCUAACUGCAAAACUUCGACUUAUAUGCUAAAAACUGCAAAAAGCUCAACAUUACAAGAUGUCAUUAAAAAUCAAAAAAAAAUAAAAAUCAACUAUUUCCUUUAUGUAAUGAAUGUAAACGUUUAAUACACCUUUAGAAAUGUUAAUAAUUUUAUUUGCAGUGUACAGAAUGUAGAGCUGUUAUUUUAAGUUUAGGAUCAAAGGGAAACAAAGGAGUAUUUACAUACCAUACUUUCUUUUUAAAUUUAGUCAAUUGUAACCGUUCGUCUUUUGAAGUAAUUUUCUCGUGCAGACGAAUAAUCAUAAACAUUGUUAUCGUUUACUUAUUUAUACUACAAUUAGUGAAGACCUAGAUUUCAUUUUAAGUGUACUGAAUGAAUGAAUGAAUGAACGAAUGACCUUUUGUCCUGAUUUGGUUCAUAUAUCUAUUCGUUCCAUAAUUUAAGACUGACAUGCUACUUCCUUCUCUAUUAUAUUUAAGUAUACGUCUGGUAUGCAAGCAUUUGUUAAGAUAACAAAGACACAAAACAGAUAAUGUCAGUAAGGUACCUGCAAUAUUUUGCUAUUAUUUAGAACACAAAGGGCUGUCCGUGCAUGCAAUUAAAACUGGUUAUUUGAGGAAAGAAGACAAAAUAUAUGAGGGAAUAUAUUUUAACAAGAUUGUGAUAUUUGUAACAGGCCAUACCGUCUUGUUAAUGUACAGUAAGUUAUGAAAGUACUAAUAUGUUUUGUAAGAGAAGUUUUCUUACUGUAAGACAUUGUAACGACAAAUAAACAAUUAAUAACACAGUGUGUAGUUUGAAGCCAUAAUUAUCAUAUUUAUUUCACUCUAAUAUUCAAUACUUGAAGACAUGGAACAAUUAGGAACAAGUAUCAGAUUAGCAAAUAAAAAUUCUGUAAGAGGAAACGAAAAGAUUUGUAAAUAGGAAAGGAAAAAUAAUUCAAAGUGACCGAAAAAAAAUGUAGAAGAAUAGUAGUAAUAGAGAAGAAGUCAAAAGGGGAGAGGAGACACUGAUGAUUGCCUUCGUGAUUGAAAUGCAAUAGAGAUCAUCUAAUUAGCACGACUAAUCAUCUAAUGAAAUUAUAAUGUUCUUGGUCAAGUUGUUUUCAAGAAAAUGACUUUCCUAUGUGACCUUGACCUUUGAUGGAGUGACCCCUUAAACUAUAAGCGUCAUCUACGACUUUAUCCCUGUCAACAUUUGAAAUAUGAAGAUUCUGAAUGAAAUGAUUCUCCAGGUAUCUAGCAGAUAUAAAGUGUGACGGGCAGACGGACGAUCGGACGGAGGGAGCAAAACAUUAUACAGAUAGGAGAAAUUCUGGAAACAACGACAACAAACAUAUCAAGCGUCAUACAUUACAAAGUAAGACAGACGGUAAUCGAAACAGAAGUAGAAAGAUAUUAGUGAACCGAUUGCUUCAAAUGCCCAUGAAGUUUAUUUUGAUUAUUUGGAAAAUAGUAUAAUAUAAAAUACCCUGUCAAUUUGAUUAUUGAGAAAAGGAAUGACAAAAGAAAAAAAAUAAACGAGCAGUCCCAUUUAAACGCAUGUAUGAGCAUACUCCUACUGUCAAUAGUAAAGUUGUAUACCAAACAUUCAUCAAUGCCAAAGAUCAGUACCUGUCGUGACAAACCUCGUUGCACAAGGAUAAUUGUAUUUAAACAUAAUAACAAAAUCGUUCAAUAAUGUCUAUCAUUUUUGUCAAAUAUCUAUAAAUAGUUAACUGUGAAACCAAAUAUCUUUUUUCUAAAGUUUAUGUUCCUAAUAUCCAUAAAUAGGAAUAUCUUUGUGUGACCGGGUAACUACUGCCAACGAUGUUGUAACGUCAUGUCCGCCCAAAGCGGUAUAGUCUAUACUUUUUACUAAUUUUAUGUGUUUCUGUGAUUUAGAAUUUUCUGGAUUGAUAAUGAACUGAAGUAAAUGGAAGUCAUGUAUCAACACACAUGAUUCAUCAGAUUGGAUGAAAACAUACAAGUCUUGAGCAUGGCUACUGCAGCGCCAUCAGCCGAGCGGGUUUAUCUUUUCCGCCUACUAACUCUAACUGUAGAUUGCGGUACUACAAUCAUUAGGAAAAUAUUCGACCAUAGAAGCUCAAAUGCUCCACUAACGGUACUCCUGACUCACGAGAAGCCAACCAUUACUCGCCUUAAAACACAGAAGGCAAUCACGAAUGUCCAGUUUUGCUUGUUGUAUCCACCAAGUGGUCAGGCUCCAACUUCAGCCGACUUCGACCUAACUCUUGCCAUAUGCUUGCUUAGAAACCUGAGACCAUGUGGCUUGAAUAGGAAGUUUAAUUGGAGUUCUCCACCUCUGCCAGGGGACACUUCACUUGAGGCUGAUAUAUGUCGACUUAGAAUGUUUCGCAACGAACUGGCACAUAUAUCAACUACAACAGGGAUCCAGAAAUCAACUUUCCUUACCAAGUGGGCUGACAUAGAGCAGGUUCUCUACAGACUGAACAACUCUGUUCCAAACCCUGUUCAAAACUUGCAGCAAACCAUUCACGAUUAUAAAAAUAGUCCUUUAGACCCCGAGACAGAAGAAAAAGUUGAAAAGGAAAUAGAGAGGUGGCAAGAAAUUGAGAAAGAAUUGGAAACUAAAGUACAGCAUGUGCAAGAAAAUUUGCAAACAGUGACUGGGGAUAUUGUUGUCGUAAAGGAUGAUGUGACUGUCAUGAAAGAUGAUAUGACCGAUAUGAAAGAAGAUGUUAAAGAAGUAAAAGGUGAAUUAGAACAGCUUAAAGACAAAUCAGAAGGUAAAGCGAAGAAAGAUCCUAGCAUUUUACAGAGACUAUAUAGGAAGAUACAUAUGCGCAAAAUAAAGAAAGGUAAUGUAACAUUUGAGAUACCAGUCACCUAAGAUAUUGACCUGACGCACUGUAUCUUUGUUAAUUCAUUUUUUGCAGUUUUUUUUGUUGUUGUUUUUUUGUCGGUAAAUCUUAUGUAACAUAACAUAUAACAUAACAUAUACUUUAUUUGGCAUAAAAUGACAAAUACAUAUUUAUAGCCAAUACAAUGUAUGUUUAUGACAUUAUGUAUGUUUAAUUCUUGCAAAAGGUUCAUGUAGCGCAUUUGCAAAUGAUAGUUCUGUAAAAGCUUUCUCACAUGUCAAGUCAAUGUCUAGAUUUACUGAUUAAUCAUAUUUAAUCCUGUUGUUAUGCUAAACAUCAAAAAAAAUUGUCUAAUCAGCCAAAGGUAUAAGAAAUGUAACUUAAGUCAUUAGUUAAUUAUGUUGGACGUAGGCGUAUUUAAAGUGCGCCAAACAUCUACUUGAACAAUAUUUUCAAAAAUGUAUUAUCCUUACUAUGUGUAUAUAUUACUCAUAUGUAUAUCAAGAAUAACAUAAUGUGGUUCCGGAUAAUAAAUGUCUUAUCAAUAUUAGCUGCUAUGAACCGUUCAAGAAUGUUAGAAUUCUACAUCCUUAGUCUUUGGAACAGUAUAUUUUAAUCAGAAAUAUUUUUGUUUCCUUUACAAUCAGUGUUAAUACACUUCAGCUUCAGGCGAAGUUCUAUUAUAACUAUAUGUUUAUUUGUUUUAUUUGUUUCUUAGACAUUAAUAUUUUUCAAGUUUUCAGUGUGAAGCUUUCAAUAAGUAUUAGUGUUUUUUUUUUUUUUUUUUUUUUUUUUUUUUUUUUCAAAUUACCGUUUACCAUUUUACAAAGGUAAUAUAAAUCUGGUUAUAAGAUUGAAAUAACUUUGACUAGAGAGAUAAUUCAAUUCCAGUAUUGUGAUUUGUUCUUUAUAUAGAUUGAGAUGUACCUUAAAAUAUUAUGUAAUUGUGUAUUUCUCAAUUAUAGAUAUAUUUGUUCUUGAAGACCGUUGUGAAUACGUAUUUUAUAUAUCUUCAACACACUUCUCCAACAAGGCUACUACAUGGUAUCAUAAAAAAAACGAAAAAAAAUGUUGUUUUUUUAUUGCUCCUUUAAUUUAGUUUAGAAAUAAAAUACAUUUUUGUAAUAGUAGUAUAUUAAGCAUUACAAGACAUGGUAUAACGAGGCCCUAUCCGGUGAUAAGACCGUGACUAUAACGUUCAAUUUAACAUAUGUUUAGUACGUUACUAUCACCCUAAAACUAUUAAAUUAAAACACGAUUAAGAUUUUUUUUCAAUUAUUGGUUGCAACUAUAAUACAACCUAAAAUAGAUUUUUCAAAGACCUGAAACUGGAAAGUGUUAGGGCAGUAAAGUAUGUAACUAGAUAACCAGACCGUCAUGGUAAUGUGUCUAACGAGCACGUGCUGCAGACUUUGCCAUUCACCAAUAAUGUCUUGUUUUGUUUGAAAGGUGUUGUGGACUAAAACAAAUUCCUAAAAAAAAUAUUUUUCAAAGACCUAGUCAAUACGCUUUACAUAUUCAUUUACCGGGGCUGGUGGAGGGCCGUAUAUAUCAGCAUUAGAUUUGAUGAUAUCAACUCUCCUUGUCAUAGAUAUUUUACGUAUACAGUGUUCUUAAGAUAACCUGUUUUGAGAACCGCUAUAAAUUCUUAUACAGUUGCGUUGCAUUACCUAGACUAGAGGAUGUCCCCAUAAAUCAUCUACUUCUACAUACUUCUUGAACUCGGGGCUCAGGAGGGAACUUUUACAACGGAUGCGAGGUUUUCCGUACUGUAUAGAUACAAUUUUAAACUUAAGAUGUGAACAUUCUUUUAAUAAUUAAAUUCAAAUCCGCUGAUGCUAAGAAAAAUUUCCAAUACGAUGUUUAUGCAUUUAAGUUUUUUUGUAACUUUUUUUCUAUCUAUAUUCCAAUAUCUUUCAAGCUACUUGUGGGAACACGGAUAAUUGGAGCGUUAAAGAUGUUUAGGGAAAGUUAAAGAGAAUAUAUUGAAGAAGAAAAGAUGUAGGUUAAUUAAGGUAAAAACAAUGGCAGAUGGACUAUGAUGGUCAAUAUGGCUGACAUGCAUACUAACUUGUUCUAUUGUUUUUAGAGACGGAAUAUUAGAUGUGUGUCUGUCUCAUAUUAAUUAAACAAUACAUGGCAUCAAAAGAAUGUAUUUUCAUCUAUUGUAAUUGCUGAGGUAAACCUCAGAAGACGGAAAUAUUUGGAGUCUCUUUCAAAUGGGAUUAGGUAACCUACCUUGUGAAAGGCGACACAUUCAUAAUUUAUUUUAUACAAAUGUACAUCAUGGAGUGCCUUCAAUCAAUACGGCAAAAACUGAGUGCGUGCUAGUAUCUUUGCAAUUAAGGCAGUGCUGUUAUUAUUUAUUUUUAAGAAUCAAAGCAUCAAAGCUUCAGAUAUAUUGUAGAUGAUAAUCAUCUGUAGCAAUACAUGUCCUUUAUACUUCUCUACCCCUGUCAAUCAUUAGCCAAUACUUUUAAUAUAGGUUACAGUCAUAAAAACGAGAUUACUUCAACUUC